This is a messenger RNA of Peronospora matthiolae, 933 nucleotides long. The record is from the annotation of a GenBank genome assembly. NCBI's taxonomy places the organism in Eukaryota, Oomycota, Peronosporomycetes, Peronosporales, Peronosporaceae.
AUGGACGCCUCCUCCCUCCGCAUCUCCAAGUUCGAUGGAACUAACUUCCACGCCUGGAAGUUCAAGAUGCAGAUGGUGCUGGAGGAACGGGACCUAUGGGAGGUCGUCAGCGGUGAGAUCAAGGCGGAACAGUGCGAGACUCAGUUGGACCAAGCGACGUACAAGAGGAAGUCAAGAAAGGCGAUGGCAGUGAUCUGUCUAGCCAUGGAAGAUUCCCAGCUACCGUUGGUCCGGUCGGCAAGUGGUGCAUGCGACGCAUGGUCAAGGUUGGAAGACCACUUCGAGAAGAAGAGUCUUGCCAACAAGCUGUUCUUGCGCCGUCGCUUCUUCACGACAAUGAUGGAAGAAGGCGACGAUGUGCUCGAACACAUCAACAAGCUCAAGACGCUGGCGGAACAGCUAGAAGCGCUUUGGAGUCGCGCUCAGACACUCUUAGCUGGGGAGCUCGUGACGUCUCGACUGCUUCAUGAAGAAAUGAAGCGGAAGGAGCAAGGAAGUAAAGGUGAUGAAGCUUCGCAAGGUCAAGCGUUCAUCACAAGGGACAAUCAGCGCAAAGGGCGACCAGUGAAGAAGUCCUGGCCGUGCCACAAUUGCGGAAAGAUUGGUCACUGGAUGGCGGAGUGCCCCUCGCGCAUCCAAGAAAACACGGAGAGACACCGGCCACAGCGUGCUCAAGACAGCGGCGACCGCUAUCGAUCACAACGUGCAAACGUCGCUCAAGAAGAAGACUCGGGCGACUACCUCUUUUCGAUCGGUGAAACGACAUCUGCGAAAUCGAGCGACAUCUGGCUGGUCGACUCCGGGGCGACGCAGCACAUGACGUGCUCCAAGAAGUUCAUGCGGAACUACAAGGGGUUUGACGCUGUGGAUGUCCAUCUCGCGGAUGAUGGAAUCGUCAAGCAAUCGGCAGUGGGGACAUUGUCAUGUCGAUGA